UUGUUGUUGCUGUUAUUCGGCCGCGCAAAGACUACAUGUUGACCUCCAAGAUCGCUGCUCUCGUCGUCGUCGUCGUCGACCUCGUCGUGAACAGACGACACAAGCCCUCUCCUCCUGCGUGUACGGGCACCCUGUUGCUGCCCCUCUGCCACCAACGCCGCCGCCGACGAUCCAUCAUCAGACUGCAGCGUCUCGACAUUGACGCCCGGAAGCGCGAGGCUGUCCAACCCGAGAAGGUACUGCCUCCUCAUCUCGGCAUUGUCCCCCGUGAAGGUCGCCGCGUCCAGGACGCCGCCCGCUGCCAGCCGCUGCGUGGCCUGCGCGAGCAGCUGUGCGCCGAGCUGCUUCACCUCGGACGACUCGCGGUGGUAGCCCACGCCCGGGUUCGCCGCGACCAGGAAGUCGAGCGCCCGCGAGUGGUAGUAGUGCUCGAGCAGGCCCGCCAUCAUUAUGUCCCGGUGCGCGGCCGUCGAGGUGCCAUCGCUGCUGCCGAACCCCCCGCCGCCAGUGGACGACAGCUCGCCAUUGGUAAAGAGGAUCUCCGUCGACGGCGCCCCGCCACCGUCACGGUGGGAAGGCGAGGAGGCGGCGACAUGAUCAUCAUCGUCUGUGCCGUCCGUGCCGGCGUGCGAGUGCGUCUGCGAGAGGCUGCUGUGGCUGUUGUUAUCAUUGCCCUGCCGGGACGCUCCGGUGUCCUCUUCCGAGUCAAUCGUCCUCGCCCUGUGCAGCAGCACCCUGGUCCUGGUCCUGGUCCUGGUUCUGUUCCUGUUGCUGCUGCCGAGUUGUUGUUUGCUUGCAUCGCCCUGGCCGUGGCCGGGGGGGCUGCGGCGCGUGUGAGUAUCAUUGUUGUCGACUUGGCCUCCUUGUUCGGCACCACCACUGCUCCCUCUCUCGCUCCCGCUCUCACUUUCAUACUCGGACCCGUCGUCGGACUCUGAGGUGCUGCUCACGUCCGUCUGCCGCCGGAACAUGCUCAUGUUGGCGUCAUGCGGUGGCUAGUCUCCAUUUUACUCAUUGCCCGUGUCUCUCCUAGUUUAAUCCACUUGUUGCCGGCGGGAGUAGUGAUUCAAAGAAGGUCGGGGCCGGCGCAUGCAAUGACGUUGGAGGGGUCCAGGGCCUGCCUGGUAUUAAGUCCAGUAGUCCUAUCGUUGAUCA
Molecule: messenger RNA, 1155 nt
Organism: Microdochium trichocladiopsis
Lineage: Eukaryota; Fungi; Ascomycota; Sordariomycetes; Xylariales; Microdochiaceae
Exons: 1
Coding region: 36-938 (300 amino acids)
Source: RefSeq, a predicted model, not a curated record